This is a messenger RNA of Tigriopus californicus, 1045 nucleotides long. Its product is annotated as endonuclease III-like protein 1. NCBI's taxonomy places the organism in Eukaryota, Metazoa, Arthropoda, Copepoda, Harpacticoida, Harpacticidae. Bases 51 to 860 code for a protein of 269 amino acids. Gene Ontology annotation, molecular function: DNA-(apurinic or apyrimidinic site) endonuclease activity; oxidized pyrimidine nucleobase lesion DNA N-glycosylase activity; DNA binding. Gene Ontology annotation, cellular component: nucleus. The record is from RefSeq and is a predicted model, not a curated record. Gene Ontology annotation, biological process: nucleotide-excision repair; base-excision repair; base-excision repair, AP site formation. The transcript has 4 exons.
CAUCCCCCCCCCCUCCUCACACACACACUCGUGGAUGACCGGUUCAAGUCAUGUCGCGGAAAUUGCCGGGCCCCGGGCCCACGGGCCGUCAGGGGUCUGGGCGUGUCCCGGGUGCGGCCCGAAUGGUUCCCACCGAGGCCCCGCCUGAUUGGCCACGAGUGUAUGAUCACAUUUUGACUAUGCGGUCGGCUCGCACGGCGCCCGUGGAUCAGAUGGGUUGCGAGCGAGCUCAUGACUUUCAAGCCUCGCCUGAGGUUCAACGCUUUCAAUGCCUGGUGUCUUUGAUGCUAUCUUCGCAAACCAAGGACGAGGUCAAUUUUAAGGCUAUGGAACGGCUCAAAGCCCAUGGUCUCACCAUCCAGUCCUUGCUGGCCACCGAUGAUCAAACUCUCGGCCAACUCAUUUAUCCCGUGGGCUUCUGGAAGAGGAAAGUCACCUUCCUGAAGAAGACCUGCGAGAUACUAGCCCGAGAUUAUGGCAAUGACAUCCCAGAUACGGUUGAAUCCCUCUGCACUCUACCUGGAGUUGGACCGAAAAUGGCUCAUCUGUGUAUGAACAUUGCUUGGAAGAAGCAAAGCGGAAUUGGUGUGGAUACUCACGUGCACCGUAUUGCCAACCGUCUGGGAUGGACAGGCUCAAGGGGAACGAAGACACCCGAGGAAACUCGAAAAGCCUUGCAAGAUUGGUUGCCAGAGUCCAAGUGGACGGAAAUCAAUUGGCUUUUGGUGGGAUUCGGCCAAGAGCGAUGUCUACCCGUGUCACCGCUUUGUGGGGAUUGUCUUAAUCGGGACCUGUGCCCUUAUGGACAGGAAAAAAUCGCCUCGGGGAAAGCCCGAUCCUCUCCGAGAAAAAAGAGCUAGGCCCGCCAAACAUGCCUCGAGUCAAAUGUUAAGUGAAGGCCCCCCACCUCUUGUCGACUAAACUUUCCGUCAUAAGUAUUCCCAUUUACUUUAUUUAUAUUCAAGGUCCCUUGUUUUUAUCUUGUCACUCGAGUGUGUGGGAAUGAUGUGAGUAUUUGCUGAAAUAUAUACUUUAUUUACUCCGA